Molecule: messenger RNA, 1074 nt
Organism: Cylindrotheca closterium
Lineage: Eukaryota; Bacillariophyta; Bacillariophyceae; Bacillariales; Bacillariaceae
Source: the annotation of a GenBank genome assembly
AUGACGGCUACUACUGCAGAGCAUGUUGUAGAUGAUGUUCAACAACAGAACAAUGAAACUGUGUUGAAACUUGCACUAGCCUUUCUUUCCAUUCGUGAUCUAUUGGCAGUCUCGGCGGUCAACCAUCAUUUUCUGAAACAUGUACGCAGUCGGAACGAUGUUUGGGUCUGUUUCUAUCAAGAAUUUGAAAGCUACCAUUCAUUUCCGUGUUUAGGAGGCGCAUUAUCUGAAGUCCAUCGCCUGAUGAUGAGAAUUCCGCCUCGAAUGCAUGGUGACAAGAUUGUCCCAGACUCGUUUCGGUUGCACCCGUUGGACAGCGCAGCAAGGCAACAUGACGAUGACGAUGAUUGGGGUCCCUUGUUGUAUUGUAUGGAGUGUGGCACUUGUCCAUAUUGGAAUAUUGAUGAUGAAUCUGGAGAGCUCCUAGACAUCUUUUUUCGUAUGGAAGGGGCCUUCCAUCAGGAACAUUUGUAUUUGCCCAGAGAUUUUCCUGUAUUCUGUGAAGAUUGCAAGGUUUGGCUGUAUUCGACGGAACAUCUCAUUGAGCACUGCAAAUCAGACGCCCAUUUGUUUGCAAGGGAACCUCGCCUUCUUGAUCCACGUUGUAAACAAGGUUUUCAGGAACUGAGUGCUUUUGAAAGGACCAAGGCGCUGACCAUCUAUCCAUUAUCAGUGUAUGCAGUAUUCCGAGAGAUUACUAUGAGUCCCAGCAGUCAGGAAGAAAUUGACGUGAUCACAAGCAACAUUCAGCGCUUGAUGCGAAGGGUCGUAACACAGAUAUUUGGUCCGGAAGAUUACGAUCCUGAUGUUGUAUCUGAUUGUUGCACCAGCGAUGUCAUUUCAGAAUUCUGCAUUGAUUUCGUAACAGAUGCAUUCUUUUCCGGUCAUGAGUAUGCUUUCGUGAUCCUCUAUGGAGGGUGGCAACCGGAAUCCUUCGAACAUCAUGGCUUGGGCAUCUAUCUCCGUACUCGAACUUUCGAAUACCUCCUCUCAGACUUUUUUAUGAAUGAUUGGUGCGAAUCGUCACUCAGUCAAACUAUCUGCAUGUCGAAUUUCGAUGUGUUCGGAAUGUAG